Molecule: messenger RNA, 3340 nt
Organism: Crotalus tigris (Tiger rattlesnake)
Lineage: Eukaryota; Metazoa; Chordata; Lepidosauria; Squamata; Viperidae
Gene: KCNC1
Product: potassium voltage-gated channel subfamily C member 1
Exons: 4
Coding region: 1487-3244 (585 amino acids)
Biological process (GO): potassium ion transmembrane transport; protein homooligomerization
Cellular component (GO): neuronal cell body membrane; dendrite membrane; axon
Molecular function (GO): protein binding; delayed rectifier potassium channel activity
Source: RefSeq, a predicted model, not a curated record
UAUUCCUGGCCCAGUGCGCCUGCGCGAAGUGUCCAGAGACCGAACUAGCCGGAUUAGCGGCAAGAACGACGGCGGCAGAGGCGGCAGCACCAGCACCGUGUUCCCUGGCACAGAGCCUUCAGCACCACUUGCCAGAUCUUUUGUGCAGCGGGCGCGUGAGAGGGAAGAACAGAGGGAGAGCGAGGGCAAGACGCGCCGAUCUUCCGUCUCUCCACAGCACAACCCACCUGCGGCUUCAGCAUCGCUCAACCUGCCUAAAUCGCCGGCUCCAUCCAGCCUGUUGUGAAGGCGGAAUAAAGAUGCCCUCGCCUUGAUUUAUUCCGGCCACCCAGUCCCCCCAUCUCGUUCCACCUUCGGCUUCAGGACAGAUAGAAGUCGGCCAAAUCACCUCUCUCUCUUUCUCUCUCUCCCUCUCCUCGAGAGGCGCUUCCUUGGCGAAGGAAUCGAGCGCUGUCCAUUCAGCACCACGCGAUCGUAAAGCCUUGCGCUUCUGGCGCCUUUCUUCGAUCGAUCCCCGGAGGGGCCCUCGAGCGGCGUAAGCUACAGGCGCGAGGGCCUCUUUUUGGGCUGCUGCGAAGUGUGAACUGCAUCAGCAGGGAGGGCGCCAAAGAAGACACGGAGAGGGAAAGCGAAUUUCGUGAUCUUUUCUUUCAGCUGGGGAAUGGUUAGCUACGUCUUCCCCCACCCCAAUAUAUUAGCUAUUGCUUCAUCAUCGCCAUCGUUUCUUUAGCGCCUUUGAAUUUCACGUGCUCGCUGAAUUUCUGUUCUGAAAAAAAAAAAAAAAAUCGACGCCGGUAUUCAGCUUGCUAUGUGUUGAGCUCUUCUGAAGAGCUGCCUCUUGCGCCUGCCUCUGCCUCUAGGACUGAGGUACAGAAGGAAUUUUGUUCUGCAUUUUCAGGGGAUCUGGUCUGAUUGCUGCUGCUGAGCAUCGGUAUAUGCCCUUUCUUCCUCGCACUGUAUUGUGUGUCUGUGUGAGCGUAUGUGUGGGUUGUGUCUGUAAAACCCUAUUUCACUGCCCUCAGUCUCUUGUUGCAGGCCCCUAUCACCACCCUUUGCAUCUUCUUUGUAGGUCAGCAGUGUGGCAUUGGAGGUAUUAAUUGCCACAGCCCAGCAAGGAAGCAAUCUUCCUCACGCACAACCAUACUUACCUCCCUAACGAAACACCCCUCACAAUCUUUGUUCUUGGAAGGAGCCUUUCAUCAGCAUAUUCUAUUUAUAGGCACCUGCAUCUUACAUCUUACAUCUAGGAGCACGCUGGCUUCCGAAUAAAGAAGUUGAAUCUGCCAUCAUUAACUUUCACUGGUACUCUUGAUUUUGCAUCACUUGCUGUGAAGGAUAUAAGUGGCUAAGAACAGUGGGCGUCUCUUGCCCGCAUGUCUAAGGUAUCAAGUUAGUUACUGAUUGCAGAUGAGCAGCCACCCCUUAUGAGCUUGCUGUGUGUUGUGCUUGCUUGGAUGAUUCCACGACAUGCCUAAUAAGAGACGAGAUGGGCCAGGGUGAUGAAAGUGAUCGUAUUGUGAUCAAUGUGGGAGGGACUAGGCACCAGACUUACCGCAGCACCUUACGCACCUUGCCUGGCACCCGGCUGGCCUGGAUCGCUGAGCCAGAUGCCCACAGUCACUUUGACUAUGACCCCCGUGCAGAUGAAUUCUUCUUCGAUCGGCACCCAGGUGUCUUUGCCCACAUCCUGAACUAUUACCGAACAGGUAAGCUGCAUUGCCCAGCAGAUGUGUGUGGACCUCUGUAUGAGGAGGAGCUAGCCUUCUGGGGCAUUGAUGAAACAGAUGUGGAGCCUUGUUGCUGGAUGACCUAUAGGCAGCAUCGUGAUGCUGAAGAGGCCCUGGACAGUUUUGGUGGAGCACCCCUGGAUAACAGUGCUGAUGAUGGAGAUGCAGAUGGCACAGGAGACUCAGGUGAUGGUGAAGAGGAGCUGGAGAUGACCAAACGCCUGGCCCUGAGUGAUUCCCCAGAUGGAAGGCCAGGGGGCUUUUGGAAGAGGUGGCACCCUCGGAUUUGGGCACUCUUUGAGGAUCCCUAUUCCUCCAGAUAUGCAAGGUACAUCGCAUUUGCCUCCCUCUUCUUCAUUCUGGUUUCCAUCACCACCUUUUGCCUCGAGACCCAUGAGAGAUUUAAUCCUAUCGUUAACAAGACAGAGAAGGAAAUUGUUGGCAAUGACACCCAGGUGCGGGUCUAUCAGGAGACUGAGACGGAGGCUUUCCUGACCUACAUUGAAGGGGUCUGCGUGAUUUGGUUUACUUUUGAGUUUCUGAUGAGGGUCAUUUUCUGCCCCAACAAGAUGGAAUUUAUCAAAAAUACCUUGAAUAUCAUUGACUUUGUGGCCAUUCUCCCUUUUUACCUGGAGGUUGGACUCAGUGGCCUGUCUUCCAAAGCCGCUAAGGAUGUCUUGGGCUUCUUGCGGGUAGUCCGGUUUGUGCGAAUUCUGCGAAUUUUCAAGCUGACCCGCCAUUUCGUAGGACUGCGGGUUUUGGGUCAUACUCUCCGUGCCAGCACAAAUGAAUUCUUGCUGCUCAUCAUCUUCUUGGCACUGGGCGUCUUAAUCUUUGCCACGAUGAUCUACUAUGCUGAGAGAAUAGGUGCUAAACCCAAUGACCCUAGUGCCAGUGAACACACACAUUUUAAAAAUAUUCCCAUUGGCUUCUGGUGGGCUGUUGUCACCAUGACUACCCUGGGCUACGGAGACAUGUAUCCUCAGACUUGGUCAGGCAUGCUGGUGGGGGCCCUCUGUGCUCUCGCAGGCGUGCUGACCAUUGCCAUGCCUGUACCCGUCAUUGUGAACAAUUUUGGAAUGUAUUACUCCUUAGCUAUGGCUAAGCAGAAGCUACCAAAGAAAAAAAAGAAGCAUAUCCCGCGGCCGCCCCAGCUGGGAUCCCCCAAUUAUUGUAAAUCUGUCAUAAACUCUCCACACCACAGUACUCAGAGCGACACAUGCCCACUCGCCCAAGAAGAAAUGUUAGAAAUUAACAGAGCAGAUUCGAAACUGAAUGGGGAGGUGGCCAAGGCAGCGCUGGCAAACGAAGAAUGUCCCCACAUAGACCAGGCUAUGUCGCCUGAGGAAGCUCUGCCAUUUACCCAUUCUGGCACUCGGGAGAGAUAUGGACCUUGCUUCCUCUUAUCAACCGGGGAAUAUCCCUGCCCGCCUGAUGGAGGAAUAAGAAAGGAUCUUUGCAAAGAAAGUCCUGUCAUUGCUAAAUAUAUGCCAACAGAGGCAGUCAAAGUGACUUGACAUGGAGAAAACGAGAUGGACAAUGAUGGCUUAUAAACGUCUGGGUGGAACUAUGCAGGCAUAGAAGAACUCUUCUUUGGACAAAUGUAAUCUCCC